UGCACGUGAGUAGGGAGGGAGUGCUGGAGGAUUAGCGUGCUCUGAUCAUCACAGUCUACGUGCUACCAUAACAACAGUGAAUGAAGAAAGGCAGUUUAGAAUACAGUUUUCUCCUCAUUGCUCGUGUUUGUCAGUGUGAGAAUCUCUCUCUCUGAAUUUAAAUCAUCCUUCGGCCACUAACCAUGUCUCUGUCAGGUUCGCAGACUCCAGAGGACGGCUUGUACGACUCUUGGGUGGAGCUGGAGGAGCUGCUAUCAGCGGUGAGCAGCAGGGAGAGUCUGACAGGACAAGAACAGGACACAGCCUCCUGGGCCCUGCAGGGGGAGCUACAGAGGAUCCUGCUAGAGGCACAGCUCGAGAGUAAAGACAGUCCUCCACAGGUGGUGACUCCUCCACAGACUGUUGCUUCCCCUCCCCACAGUGAAGGCAGCAGCAGUACAGACUGUGUUACCAUACAGUCCGAAGAAGAAGGGGAGAGGGGGCUGAUUUCUGAGUGGGUAUGGGACUGGUCCAGUCGGCCUGAGAACCUUCCACCAAAGGAGUUUGUGUUCCAGCACCCGAAGCAGCAGUCAGGCUCCCUGAGUGUAAGGAAGAGUGAGGUGAUGAAGAGAGGCCUGUUCUCCUCCGACGUCCUCAUGAUCCUCAUCCCCUCACUGCUGGUCUCACACCUUCUCACACUGGGAGUGGGGAUAUACAUAGGGAAACGAUUGGCUGCCUCCACAACUAGCACUCUGUGAUAUAUGCUUCAGGGUAGCGCUCCCAUUUGUUGACGGCAGACCAAUAGGAAUGGCAGCCCUUGCCACAACACACCCGUUGCCCCUCUCUCUCGCUGUCAUGGGGAAACAUAGGACCAGGCCUUUCUUUACCACUGUCUCUCUGUCUGUCUCAAUAUGUCUGUCUGUCUGUCCACCACCCACCAGCACGUUGUGUGUCUGUCCAUCAGUCAGUCACCCAGCAUCUCUGAAUCUGUGAUUGUCCCAGGGACAGAGAAUGUGUGUGUGUGUGUGUGUGUGUGUGUGUGUGUGUGUGUGUGUGUGUGUGUGUGUGUGUGUGUGUGUGUGUGUGUGUGUGUGUGUGUGUGUGUGUGUGUGUGUGUGUGUGUGUGUGUGUGUGUGUGUGUGUGUGUGUGUGUGUGUGUGUGUGUGUGUGUCAGGGCCGGAGAGAGACUGCUAUACAGACAUUGUGUCAAUAACUCAGACUGAGAUCACUAUUACUUUACCAGCAGAGUAACACUGAUCUCAGUUAACUAACAGAGAGAAACGAGUGAUGAGAUGGAGAGAGAAAAGGGAGAGAGAAAAAAGAGAGUAACUCCUCACUAAAUCCCCAUGGAAGGUAUGAGCAGGGCGUUGAAGAAAUAGGGUAUAUAGUCCAAUGCUUAACCAAAUUUAAACCAAAAUCAAAUUCUGGUGAAAGAAAGUCCCCAACAGUAUAUCUUUAUUUGACUCUGGUCACCAAUAAUUUGUGUCAGAAAUAACAGAUCUGUGAUAAGCCUGGGUGGUUUGUAUAAUGUUGAGGAAUGGUUUGUAUAACGUUCUAAAUGGUUUAUGACAACACAAGUGGCGCUGGUUGUUUUUGUUGUCCUAUAUAACCAUCUGACUGUUUAAACUCUGAACUGUUUGAAGGACCAUAAGCCCAUUAAACCUCAUUCCUCAUACAGCUCCACA
Oncorhynchus nerka (sockeye salmon) is the source of this 1664-nucleotide messenger RNA. Its product is annotated as BCL2/adenovirus E1B 19 kDa protein-interacting protein 3-like. Gene Ontology annotation, cellular component: mitochondrial outer membrane; nuclear envelope; nucleus. The record is from RefSeq and is a predicted model, not a curated record. The transcript has 6 exons. Gene Ontology annotation, biological process: positive regulation of apoptotic process; mitochondrial outer membrane permeabilization. The coding region runs from base 183 to 737 and encodes 184 amino acids. Lineage: Eukaryota; Metazoa; Chordata; Actinopteri; Salmoniformes; Salmonidae.